CGCAUGGCAUUAACUCUUUAGACACAUUCUUGAUUUUUCUUGGUUCUAAAAAAUGGAAAAUUCAGAAGAUACAGAUAGUACUGACAAUGAAAGUACAUCAAAUAAAAAUACAAAUGAAGAAGCAACAUUUAAGUCUUUGGGUGUUGUUGAUGUUUUAUGUGAGGCCUGUGACCAGUUGAAAUGGAAAAAUCCAACUGCCAUUCAAAAGGAAGCAAUUCCUAUUGCUCUUGAAGGCCAAGAUAUUAUUGGAUUGGCUGAAACAGGUUCUGGGAAGACUGGUGCUUUUGCCAUACCUGUUCUGCAAGCUUUGUUAAAGACUCCACAGCGAUUUUUUGCGUUAGUUCUAACACCGACUAGAGAACUUGCUUUCCAAAUUGGAGAACAAUUUGAAGCCUUAGGCACAUCCAUAGGAGUUAAAACAGCUGUUAUUGUGGGUGGCAUAGAUAUGAUAACACAGAGCUUAACAUUGUCAAGAAAGCCACACAUAAUAAUUGCAACUCCAGGAAGAUUAGUUGAUCAUCUGGAAAAUACUAAGGGUUUUAACCUCAAAGCACUUAAAUUCCUGAUUAUGGAUGAAGCUGAUAGAAUUUUAGAUAUGGAUUUUGAGCAAGAAGUAGACAAAAUAUUGAAAGCUAUACCUCGAGAAAGACACACUUACUUGUAUUCAGCUACUAUGACCCAAAAGGUAAAAAAAUUACAACGAGCAUCUCUAACAGAUCCAGUAAAAGUAGAAGUAUCGAAAAAAUAUCAGACAGUUGAAAAACUUCAGCAGUAUUACUUGUUUAUUCCUUUAAAACAUAAAGAUGUGUAUUUAGUUCAUAUUUUGAAUGAGCUUCCUGGAGAUUCUAUAAUGGUAUUUUGUGCUACUUGUGCAAAUACUCAGCGAACUGCUUUUCUACUUAGAAGUCUUGGAUUUACAGCCAUUCCUUUGCAUGGGAAAUUGAGUCAGGCAAAAAGAUUUGGAGCAUUGCAAAAGUUUAAAGCUAAAACAAGAUCAAUAUUAAUUGCAACUGAUGUUGCUAGCAGAGGGUUGGAUAUUCCACAUGUGGAUGUUGUAAUCAAUUUCGACAUUCCUUCCCAUUCAAAGGAUUACAUUCAUAGAGUAGGAAGGACUGCUAGAGCUGGCCGUGGAGGAAAAGCUAUUACAUUUGUUACUCAAUAUGAUGUUGAACUUUAUCAGAAAAUUGAAAGUUUGAUUGGAAAGCAACUUCCAUUGUAUUCCACUGUAACUGAAGAAGUAAUGGUUCUUUUAGACAGAGUCACAGAAUCUCAAUUGUUUGCAAAUAAGGAAAUGAAAGAACUGGAAGGCAAAGAUAAAAAAAGGAAACAUAAGAAUGCUGAUGAAGAUGAUACAGAAGAAUCAAAAGGUGUAAAAAAUAGGUUUAAAAAGAAAAAAUUAAAACACAAAUAAGUUGAAAUGAUUUAAAAAUUCUGUAAAUAAUUCAUUUUUGUAUUUUGUUUCCGAAUAUAAAAAUAAAAAGUG
Messenger RNA from Uloborus diversus, 1483 nucleotides. RefSeq names its product probable ATP-dependent RNA helicase DDX47 (gene pths). Gene Ontology annotation, molecular function: nucleic acid binding; ATP binding; RNA helicase activity. Bases 53 to 1411 code for a protein of 452 amino acids. The record is from RefSeq and is a predicted model, not a curated record. Lineage: Eukaryota; Metazoa; Arthropoda; Arachnida; Araneae; Uloboridae. The transcript has 12 exons.